This is a messenger RNA of Actinia tenebrosa (Australian red waratah sea anemone), 2277 nucleotides long. RefSeq lists its product as uncharacterized. NCBI's taxonomy places the organism in Eukaryota, Metazoa, Cnidaria, Anthozoa, Actiniaria, Actiniidae. The record is from RefSeq and is a predicted model, not a curated record.
GAUGGAUUGAAGAUGAAUGUCGCUUGCAAUUCUAAGAGUUUUUUAACGCGUUUUUUUACUACAAAUCCCUUUGCACUAUACAGAAUCAAUGGAUUUAGACUGGAAUCUUUCAAACUGACCACCGUAUUUCGAAAAGAAACAAGUUAUCAGCUCCAUACCAGAGCAAGGAAAAGACUAGAAAGAAUCCAUAAGAAGAAUGAAGAUGUUGUUGCCAGAUCACAAGAAGCGCUUAAAAAACUGAGAAGGAAAAAGCUAGAGGGUCUCUCCGAGAACAAAAUACCCGAAGAUAUUCAGCUAGGUGAAAGGUUGCUUAAUACUAGAUCUAUUCGCAGAUUACUCAGCAUAUACAAUGCUACCAAAGACAGCAAAGUGCUAAGUGUUAGUAAUCAAGUCAUAACCCUAAAGAGGAUAGCAGAACAAUGUGAAAAAUAUCAGGAUGAAAGAGUUCAGAUGUCCAAGAGGAUAUCCUAUCAAAAACUUGUGUGUGAGCUCAUCAACAAUGUGUCAGAUGUAUGCGAUCAGUGUACUUCAAGAGAACUUGUUGACAUCAUAGUGGCCCUUACAUGGUUGGAUAUGAAGCAUUUUUCAAUAUUUGGCCCAAUGGUUAGGGAAAUCCAUGUGCAUGGCUUUGAAAAGUUAAGUGCAGAGGAGAUUGGAUUACUGUGUUGGGCAUUAGGUGUAUUGGCAGACGAUAAUGCAUACAAAACGAUGGAAGAAAUUGGGAAACAACUCUAUCAGAGAGAGCUGGUUACAUUUUCAAACAUGGACCUUUGUCGCAUUGCCUGGUCUUUUAGUGAACUGUCUGUUCCUGCAGACACAUUGUUAAAAGAAAUCUGCAGUGAACUCUUAACAAGAGAUUUAAGUCUUUUUGAACCAAAAGCAAUUACACACAUGAGUUUGGCUUUUUCCAGAAUUGAUUCAUUGGCAGACCAUGUUAUGCAAGCUAUGGAAGAUGCUUUGUACUCAGUAAUAGAAACCAAGAAAUACCCAACAGAAGACCUCGUUUAUCUUACGGUUUCAUUUCUUAGAUGCAACAGAAUAAGCAGAAAGAUGUUCAGCAAGCUGGACAAAAUGCUUAUAUUUCGAAGAGAUUUUGAAGAAACGGUUUCAAAAGAACUACUAGAAGAGCUGUUGAUGUUGCUCAAAGAGAGCUCAUUUCAUAUGUCAGAGAUAAGGAAAGUUCUUGAAAAUGUUCUUUAUCCUAGCAAAUUAAAUUCAGUUUUUGAUGUGUUUUUUAGACCAAGAGCUUCUUGGAAAGCUAAAUUAUUCAAGCAGUAUUUGUUUAAAGAGUAUUAAUUAUGGUAACAAUUUAUAAUAACUCUGUUAUACUAUUAAAAACAAAUAUAUUAUGUUUACUAUGCAACCUAUAAAUGAAACUAAUCACGAGUUUUGGGUCCAAUGUUCUACUUACCUUCCCCUUCCUUGUAGCAAAAUAUUGUCCUAGGGUAGGGGGAGGGGAUAUGACAUGGGUAAUGCUUUUUGGUGUCAGCUCAAAGGAAUUCUUGGUGUGCAACCAUGACUUAAAUUUUUUUGUGAAACUAACAAUGAAACCACCUCUAUGUAGAGUGAUCUUACAAGAGAGGCUAAUGAGGACUGACUUUGUUAUUGUGAACCAACAUAGUGGCUAUGACUUAAUAUGCGUCCCAAGAGUGAAGACAUAGACUGACUGGCAGCAAUGUUAGAUGGUCAGGACUGAACCACAGAAUCCCUUUACUCCAGGGAAUUGAAUUCUUUUUAAUUAAUCUUUUUUUCCAUAUCCAAAAUGGCUACUGUCAUAUGAUUGCAUAAAACCUAAAUAGGAAAGCAGAAUGAUGGCAGAAUUGAGGAUUGAAUAAUAUAUACAGCUAUGAGAGAUGGAGUAUGGUAACCAGUAUUUUGCUUCCAGUUUAAUAAGUUUGUUCCCCUAAUUUUUGUUUCUACAAAUGCUGAUUUAAUAGUGGAGCACUAGCAAUGCAUAUCUCAUGCUUCACAGAAGAAAAAAACUAAAAAAUAUUUUUCUUGAAUUUAUUCUCUUUUGAUUUUAAUAUUACACCCUAAAUAGUUAUAAUAGUAUAUAGAUAAAGUAAAAAAACGUACCACAUUUGGUAUUCAAAAACAAGAAACACUCCUAAUAAAGUACUUUAACAAUACAUUUCACAUAAUCCUAUUUACUCCUAACUAUUGUACAUUUGCUAAUUUUGGUAACAAAUUGUAUAUUUUACAAGUACAAUACUAGGUUACUAAACUGACUAUCAGACUCUUACUUGGACUAGCCUUACCUUUCCUGGCUGAAUUAAG